CAGAAUGGAGGCGGGUUCAGGCGCGGCUCGGAGCGGGGCAGAUCGGCAGCUGCAGCUGCUGAGCCCCUGCGACCCUGGGCGGAGCUCCGCGAUCCAAAUGUCCGGCUCCCGGAGCGAGGUGGGCGGGCGGCUCGGGACCACCGCCAGGGCUGGCAUGGAGCGGUGGCGGGACCGGCUGGCAUUGGUGACAGGAGCUUCGGGGGGCAUCGGCGCGGCUGUGGCCCGGGCCCUGGUCCAGCAGGGACUGAAGGUAGUGGGUUGUGCCCGCACCGUGGGCAACAUCGAGGAGCUGGCUGCCGAAUGUAAGAGUGCAGGCUACCCCGGGACUUUGAUCCCCCACAGAUGUGACCUGUCCAGCGAGGAGGAUAUCCUCUCCAUGUUCUCGGCCGUCCGAUCUCAGCAUAGCGGUGUGGACAUCUGCAUCAACAAUGCUGGCUUGGCCCGGCCUGACACCCUGCUCUCAGGCAGUACCAGCGGCUGGAAGGACAUGUUCAGUGUGAACGUGCUGGCCCUCAGCAUCUGCACGCGGGAGGCCUACCGGUCCAUGAAGGAACGCAAGGUGGAUGACGGGCAUAUCAUUAACAUCAACAGCAUGUCUGGUCACCAAGUGUCACCCCACUCCGUGAUCCAUUUCUAUAGUGCUACCAAGUACGCUGUCACCGCACUGACAGAGGGACUGAGGCAAGAGCUUCGGGAGGCCCAGACCCACAUCCGAGCCACGUGCAUCUCUCCAGAAGUGGUGGAGACACAAUUCGCCUUCAAGCUCCACGACAAGGACCCUGAGAAGGCAGCUGCCACCUAUGAAUGCAUAAAGUGUCUCAAGCCUGAGGAUGUGGCCGAGGCUGUCAUCUAUGUCCUCAGCACCCCUCCACAUGUCCAGAUUGGAGAUAUCCAGAUGAGGCCCACGGAGCAGGUGAUCUAGUUUCCUGUGGGGAGCUCGGCCUUCCCUCCCCGCCCCUCGCGGCUUGGCUCCUGCCUCUGGAUUUUAGGUGUUGAUUUCUGGACUCCUGGAUUCCGCUUCCUCUCCCCACCCCACCAGGGGCUAAAAAAUUUGUUUGAAGUUUUUAUAUCUUAUCAAAUCGUUUCUAUCACAAAUAGGAACAGUGGGCUGGGAAGAGGAGGUGGUGUCCCUGAUUAUUUUACCUGUUAACUCAUUCUCGGUCCCCUUCUUGGGCUCCUUGGCCUUUGUUUGCUCUCUUCCGUCUCUUCCUUUUGACCUGGGGAAGGGACUGUGGCCAAAAGGGGGGCUCCCCCUGUCCCUCAGGAAGGAGGUGGCAGAGAGAAGCCCUCACCUUCCAUCUGAAUGGUAAUCCAAGGCUCCAGGCUUCCUCCUCUCCCUGCCCUACUGCCCCAUCGCCCCUUCACUUCCCCCAUCCCAGUUCUCCAGCCCAGUCUUGGCUUCUCGGCUCCCACGGGGGUCAUCACUCCACUGACUAUGGCAGCUGAAUACCAGGGCCUGCCUCCCAAGUGGAUUUCACUUUGAUAAUUAAAAAAGAAAAAUUGCAACAAC
Molecule: messenger RNA, 1510 nt
Organism: Neomonachus schauinslandi (Hawaiian monk seal)
Lineage: Eukaryota; Metazoa; Chordata; Mammalia; Carnivora; Phocidae
Gene: DHRS11
Product: dehydrogenase/reductase 11
Exons: 7
Coding region: 5-922 (305 amino acids)
Molecular function (GO): oxidoreductase activity
Source: RefSeq, a predicted model, not a curated record